Messenger RNA from Schistosoma turkestanicum, 2234 nucleotides. Lineage: Eukaryota; Metazoa; Platyhelminthes; Trematoda; Strigeidida; Schistosomatidae. The record is from the annotation of a GenBank genome assembly.
UUUUUUGAUCAUUUUCAGAUUAAAAGAAUCCAUUAGAAAUCAACAGGUUCUUACAUAUUUUUAGUUUUUAAUCGUCACUGUUGAUUAAUCCGAAAAAAUAUGUUUGUUCAAAAUUUUCACCAAUUUGAAAAAAAUGGAUGAACAAGAAGAUAUUUGGUAUGUAGAUGACUAUGACGAACAAGAACUACUGGAGGCUAAAGAGGAAGAAGAAAUUUAUUCAUCAAAGCACUCUAUAGAAGAAGCAGAAUUUUUCGCCGACGAAGAUGAGGAUACUGGUGGAUUCGAGAAUGUAUUAUCUACAAAGUCUAUAUCAUCAGAAAUAUUCUCAUGUGCUUUACCAGUUUUGAAACAAUCCUAUUGGCUACUUAUUGUGAUACUUGUUUCAUGUCUUCUUUGGCGUGUUGUACAAUUUAUACUAAGCAGAUGUUUCUCUUCAAAUGGAAGAAUUAUCCGCACAUUUGUCACAAUAAUUCUUCAUUUAUUUUCGAUUAGUCUAGGUCUGUUAGUUCUAUAUUAUGCUUCAUAUGAUCUUUGGUGGAUUGUUAUUGGCCUAAUAGUAACGUUAACAGUAUUAUUUACUUUGAAUAUCAAUUCGGAUACUUCUAAAUCAAAUGAGAAAUAUACCAAUUGGGAAUUAUUUGUAACACUUGGAAUUUGUUCAUCUGUUCAAUUUUAUUGCGAAUUUUACAAAAAUCCUGUUAAAUGGCAUCAAAUUCGUGGUAGUAUCAUGAUAAUUAUUAUGAAAUGUAUAUCAUUUUCAAUGGAGCAUAGAACAUUUUAUCAAACAAUCAAUAAAGAGCCUUGUUUUAAUAAAUGGACAUCAUUAUAUCGUGGAUUAUUAUGGUUAUCGUAUAGUCUAUGUCCAGCUAGUUUAUUAUUUGGUCCAUGGUUUAAUCCAUUACGAUAUGAAGAAAUGAUUAGAAAUUAUCAUAUUCAUGGUAAAUUGAUUUCGUUGAAAAAUACUAUAAUUUCACUGUUGCGAACAGUUAACUUAUUCGGCCUAUCUUUGUUUUAUUUAACUUAUUCAACUUGUUUCGCUAAUACAUUGGCUUCUAUAUUAAAAUUUCAACCCUGGCUUCAUGCUUAUUUUGCAUCACAAAGUUUUCGUUUCAGUCAUUAUUUCGUAUGUAUAUCAAGUGAAUGUUUCAUGACAGCUUUAGGAUAUAAUGAUAAGUAUGUAAUCAAGUCAAACAAUCAAGAAAGCACUGAUGAGAAAAACACUGAAAAGAAAGAAGUUGUAUACAAACCUAUUGUGGUAACUCGUCCAUUGUUCAUUGAAUUUCCUCGAUCGUUAGUUGAAGUUGUUAUUUACUGGAAUUUACCAAUGCAUUAUUGGUUAAAACAAUAUGUUUACAAACCGUUACGUUCAUUUGGACAUGUUUAUGCUAUAUUGGGAACUUAUACGGCUAGUUCAUUAUUACAUGGUUUAAACUUUCAGCUGAGUGCUGUAUUAUUCUCUAUUGGAAUAUAUGCAUAUAUUGAAUAUGUCUUUCGGGAAAAGUUAGCCAAGAUUAUGGAUGUAUGUAUUGCUAGUCGCCCGUGUCCUGAAUCCUGUUGUCAUAGUGACAAGAAUUCAUCUUUUGUAUAUUGGUGUAAUGUGGCCUUCAGUUGUUUGGCUGUAUUUCAUUUAGCUUAUUUAGCUGUGAUGUUCGAUACAAGUGAACAACAAUUUCAGGGCUAUAAUAUGUGGCAUACUAUGGAUAAAUGGUACAAUUUAGGAUUUCUCAGUCAUAUUGUAGCCUUUGCAAGCUACUUAUUUUAUUUAUAUUUAUAAAUCAUUGUUGAAUCAAUUAUAUGGUUAUUGUUUGUACAUUGAUCUAUGAUACUCUCAAUAUCACAAUUGUAUUGUGUGCAUUUGUAAACGUAUGCAAAAUGUACUGUUUUGGCUUGCAAUUGUACACAACAACAAAUAGAGAUUGUUGAGUUCUUUUUCAGCUACAUUUAGACAAGUUUCUUGCAUUCAAUAUGUGUGUUUGUAUUUUUGUCUUUUUUUGUGUUGUUUUGCUUCAAGUUAUUACUAUUUCUGGCUUAGGCAACUGAUUUUGUUUGUGUUUUUCAAUUUAUUCAACAACAACAAAAAAAAAGGAACUAAAAUGUCUUUAAGUUGACUGAUUGAUUUUGAAGCUUGUAACUAACUUUCAACAAUACAAAAUGUAUAAAAAAAACAAUGAUUGGAAUGAGUUUUUGUACACUUACUUGAUUUAAUGAAGUUGAAUAUAUUUUUUAAAUCAUAC